Messenger RNA from Candidozyma haemuli, 1965 nucleotides. Its product is annotated as tRNA methyltransferase. Gene Ontology annotation, molecular function: tRNA methyltransferase activity; protein binding. The record is from RefSeq and is a predicted model, not a curated record. The transcript has a single exon. The coding region runs from base 1 to 1965 and encodes 654 amino acids. Gene Ontology annotation, biological process: tRNA methylation; wybutosine biosynthetic process. Lineage: Eukaryota; Fungi; Ascomycota; Pichiomycetes; Serinales; Metschnikowiaceae.
AUGCCCCAAACUCCAGAACAAGUACUCGCCAAUAACAGGCGAAAAAUAGAAAAGGAUAAAAGAAGGUUGGUCUACCAUGACUUGCAAGUGCAAGGCACAAACAAUUCAUCCAUUGUAUCUAAACGGUCUGUUGAGGCUAUCUACAAUCCAAUACUCGAGCCUGGUCUGAAGGAAUGGAUCAAGCACUUUGUACCCAAAGCCAAAAGAAGGUCUCCUGCUAUUAAUAGAGGCUACUGGAUAAGAAUGGAGUCUAUCAAGCAGAUGAUUCUUCGUAUACGACAGAAGUACGCUGAGGUAGAUGCUCCAGUGCGUAUAGUCAACCUUGGUUGUGGGUUUGAUACGCUUCCAUUCCAGUUUUUGGAGACGCAGCAAGGAAAAUACGAGUUUUAUGAUUUUGAUUACCCUGAACUAGUACAGAGGAAGCUUGCUGUUAUUAAAGAAUCUGAGGAGAUCCUACUGGUCAUUGGUAGUCCGAAUGAGCUUACUCCAGUGCAGAAGGAUAUGGGUAUCACUAUGGCCACAGACACAUACAAGCUAGUAGGAUGUGAUUUGAAGGAUACAAAGCUUUACCAGAAACAACUUGAAUCGCUAUUGCCCAGCUCGAAGGGCGCCGCUACUAUAUUUAUUGCAGAGGUGUCGUUGGCAUACAUGAAGCCAGAAGAUGCUAACCCUGUGAUCGAGAUUUCCUCUACAGUUGAUAACUCCCAUUUCCUUGUUUUGGAGCAAAUCAUGCCUUCUGGCCCACACCACUUCUUUGCCGAGAAGAUGCUCUACCACUUCAGCCAUCUCCGUUCUCCACUUCAGUGUGUGGAGACAUACAGCACUAAAGAAAAGCAAACGGAGAGGUUCGCCCAGUACUUCUCAAAUGUCGAGAUCAGAGACUUAUUUGAGUGUUGGAAAGACCUAGUGGAUAAAGAAAAGAAGAAGCUCGUGGACGAAGUGGAAGCGUUCGAUGAGUGGGAAGAGUUCAUUGUAUUCUGCCAGCACUACGUUGUAAUCCAUGCAACGAACUCUAAACACCUUGUUUUCCGUGAUACAGUGACUGCUGAGCCUCUAACGGGCUUUAACGAGAAUGUCGAUCUCUCGUAUCAAGCUUUAAAUGGAAUAGAACUUAAAUUCCCAGGUGCCUGCGAAGAUGGCCAAGGCAAGCAUCUCGUCUUUGGAGGGAUGUUCCAGAGCAGAGAAAACGAGAUUUUCGAAAUCAAUGACGGUUCUAGAAAACCGGUGGGUGAUCCUUCACUGCAGAAACCAUCUGCCAGGAUGUGCCACACGUUCACAAACGUUGGAGAUGGUUUGGCCAUGAUGGCAGGAGGACGUAGCCGUCCUGGGCUUGCAUCAGACGACAUUUGGGUCUACGAUCUCAACAAGUUAGUUUGGAAGCAAUCUGGAGAAUUACCUGUACCCAUGUACCGCCACAGUGCUGUUUGCACUGGCGUUGGUGAGUUAUUAGUGUUUGGAGAAGGCCAGUUUACCAAAUACGACGAUGGGGCUCCCAGUCUUAACCUUUCAGUGGUGGGCAACGUACCAUCGCUCAAAAGCUGUGCCAUGACCUACGACUCCCAGACGCAAACGGGGUACAUUGUGGGAGGAAUGGUCGACCAUCUUGAGCCAUUCAUCAACAACCAAGUGUACAGAUACAGCCUAAACGAAACCCAGGUCACUGUCGAGCCCGUUUUCCAAUCUGAGCAUCUUGCCCGUGUUGGGUGCAACGCUAUCCAAAAAGACCAUCUCUUGGUGGUGAUUGGUGGAGCUGGGCUGGCCCUUCAAGACCAGGAUACUACCAUAGUGGUUAUCAACACCACCACCUGGAGCCUUGAAAAAGUACAUAUCCCAGACGACGUCUGGAAAACCGCCCCUGUCUUUAUCGGAUCUGCUCUCUCCAAAAACACCAUCUUGGUCGGCGGCGCCGUGUGCUACUCUUUUGGCAGCGCCUAUAGUGGCCAGUACGAGGUGGUGUUCAAGUGA